Messenger RNA from Brassica oleracea var. oleracea, 1540 nucleotides. RefSeq names its product probable sugar phosphate/phosphate translocator At4g32390. The transcript has a single exon. Gene Ontology annotation, molecular function: antiporter activity. Gene Ontology annotation, cellular component: trans-Golgi network; endosome; Golgi apparatus. Lineage: Eukaryota; Viridiplantae; Streptophyta; Magnoliopsida; Brassicales; Brassicaceae. The record is from RefSeq and is a predicted model, not a curated record. Bases 153 to 1208 code for a protein of 351 amino acids.
CGUAGCCCAGUCAUGCCAACCCUCUCUCUACAUUAACACCACACCAAAAAGUCUCCUCUCCACUCCCCCUUUUAUCCUGCACCCCCGACACUAUCCUACGCACCUCCUCCUCCUCCUCCCUCAUCCUCCGUCGAAAGCCACCACCAGCCACAAUGGGAAAAGGCGGCGCCCUAAGCGAUGGAGUCAUCAAGAAGAUCAUCCUCUCCUACACCUACGUCGCGAUCUGGAUCUUCCUCAGCUUCACCGUCAUCGUCUACAACAAGUACAUCCUCGACAAGAAGAUGUACAACUGGCCUUUCCCCAUCACUCUCACCAUGAUCCACAUGGCCUUCUGCUCCUCCCUCGCCGUCCUCCUCAUCAAAGUCUUCAAAGUCGUCGAGCCGGUGUCAAUGUCCCGCGAGACUUACCUCAGAUCCGUCGUCCCGAUCGGGGCCUUGUACUCGCUCUCCCUCUGGCUAUCGAACUCCGCCUACAUCUACCUCUCCGUCUCCUUCAUCCAGAUGCUCAAAGCCCUCAUGCCUGUCGCCGUUUACUCGAUCGGCGUCUUGCUGAAGAAGGAGUCGUUCAGAUCUGAGACGAUGACGAACAUGCUCUCGAUCUCGUUCGGAGUAGCGAUCGCUGCCUACGGAGAGGCGAAGUUCGAUACCUGGGGAGUGAUGCUUCAGCUCGGGGCGGUGGCCUUCGAGGCGACGAGGCUUGUGUUGAUUCAGAUCUUGCUUACCUCUAAAGGAAUCAAUCUCAAUCCGAUUACAUCUUUGUAUUACGUGGCGCCUUGCUGUUUGGGGUUUUUGUUUUUCCCUUGGAUCUUCGUUGAGUUGCCGGUUCUUAGGGAGACGUCGAGCUUUCAUUUCGAUUUCGUUGUGUUUGGGACUAACUCUGUGUGUGCCUUCGCGUUGAAUCUUGCUGUGUUUCUGUUGGUUGGGAAAACGUCGGCGUUGACUAUGAAUGUGGCUGGCGUGGUUAAGGAUUGGCUUUUGAUUGCCUUCUCGUGGUCUGUGAUUAAGGAUACGGUUACGCCGUUGAAUCUGUUUGGGUACGGGCUCGCGUUUUUGGGGGUUGCGUAUUACAAUCAUUGCAAGUUGCAGGCGUUGAAGGCUAAGGAGGCUCAGAAGAAGGUUCAGCAGGGUGGUGAUGAGGAAGCUGCUGGGAAGCUUUUGGAGGUUAGGGAGAGUGAAGGCGGUGGAAAACGUGAUGAUGCUGAAGACUGAUUUCGAUGGUGAUCGUGUGGAUCUGAUGGAUGUGUGGAAUGUUUGAGAGGAAUAAGAGCUGAAGGGUGGUUUGUUAGGAUGAUUUUGGUAGCUUUGGAGGGGAGUUUUCCAGCAGGGUUUUUGUGCAUCUUUCGGGUUCUCACUACUUUUGCUUCAUCAUCUUUGUCUUUUAGGUAUCAUUCGUCUUUGUCAUUCUCUGUUCUUUGAGUUUUUUUUUUUUAGUUGCUAUGUUAUUUACCUAAGUUAUGGUUUAAUUACUAUUGGAUGGUACAAUGUCUUACAGUAUUAUCACACGAACCUUUGUGUUCUAUGGAUCUUUGUUUAUUUUUUUU